Pelobates fuscus (common spadefoot toad) is the source of this 687-nucleotide messenger RNA. Its product is annotated as cysteine-rich venom protein-like. The record is from RefSeq and is a predicted model, not a curated record. The coding region runs from base 16 to 687 and encodes 223 amino acids. The transcript is spliced from 7 exons. NCBI's taxonomy places the organism in Eukaryota, Metazoa, Chordata, Amphibia, Anura, Pelobatidae.
AAAAACAUUGACAAAAUGGCCAAUGUACCGUUCUCUGCACUGUCAACAAGCAAUGCCGAUGUCAGGAAACUCAUUAUAGACACACAUAAUUACCUGAGAACAUUAGUUAAACCAUCUGCAAGCAACAUGUUAAAAAUGGUGUGGAAUGAUGCUGCAGCUCAGACAGCAGCAAGGUAUGCCAGCCAGUGCAUCGCUGGUCAUAGUGCUCCAAAUCUCAGAACAAUCCCAAAUUUCAAUUGUGGUGAAAAUAUAUUCCUAUCAACAUUUAAAGCCUCUUGGGAUGAUGUGCUUAAAUCAUUUUAUAGUGAAGUUGUUGAUUUUAUAUAUGGGUAUGGACCAAGACUUCCAAAUAUACAGACUGGUCAUUAUACACAGCUUACAUGGGCCACUUCCUUUCAGGUUGGAUGCGCUGUUGCCCAGUGCUCAAAUGCUAAAUACACAUACAACUAUGUCUGCCAUUACUGUCCACCAGGAAACUUCAAUAGCUCAAUUGGCUUCCCAUACAAAGCUGGAAGUGCAUGUGGAGAUUGCCCAUCAUCAUGUGAAAAUGGCCUGUGCACAAAUCCUUGUCCCUUUCAGGACUGGUUUGCUGACUGCAAAGAAUUUUAUUUUGGACAAAAAUGUGAUGCAGACCUUGAUAGAGAUUGUCCUGCUACUUGCCGGUGCUCUAAAAAUCAAAUAAAAUAG